Hibiscus syriacus is the source of this 738-nucleotide messenger RNA. Its product is annotated as protein sex-lethal-like. Gene Ontology annotation, molecular function: mRNA binding. The transcript is spliced from 3 exons. The record is from RefSeq and is a predicted model, not a curated record. Bases 1 to 738 code for a protein of 245 amino acids. NCBI's taxonomy places the organism in Eukaryota, Viridiplantae, Streptophyta, Magnoliopsida, Malvales, Malvaceae. Gene Ontology annotation, cellular component: cytosol.
AUGUCGGAAGUUAAGAAUAAUGGCAAGAAAGUUGAAAAUGUUCAAAAGAAUAUCAAAAUCGAUUCAAAUAGGCCCGAGAGGACUUUAAUAUCUCGUCCUAAAAGAGUUGGAGUUGUAAGUGAUUAUCCUCCAUUUUAUGGUAGAAAUGCUCCACCUUUUAAUGAAGUUAGUGAAUUAGAGAAAUCUAUCAGAAAGUUCAGAAGAUGUAUAAGAGAAAUUGAGACUGAAGAAGAUCCAGAGAUUAUUGAAUUUACUGAUGAUUAUGAGGAUCUUAACGGAAGGCAAUUGACCGUAAAAAAGGCUUCUCCUAGAGGAUCACGUAUUGCACGACCUCCUCCUAUUUAUGGGCAAGCUUUUAGAGUCUAUGUGGGUAACCUUCCAUGGUACGUUGGUAAUGGUCGGUUGGAGCAAGUUUUCAGUGAACACGAUAAAGUAAUGGAGACUCGUGUGGUCUAUGACAAGGAGACAGGUCGUUCGCGUGGGUUUGGGUUUGUGACUAUGUCCUCGGAGACUGAAUUGAAUGAUGCCAUUGCUGCUCUCGAUGGACAGGUGGAUCAUGUUAAAUCUUCGCUGCAUAGAACGCUGGCCCUACUUCCUGUGGUGGAUCAUGGUAAACCUUCAUCUCAAAUGGUCCCGUCCAAGCCAGCUUCGCCAUACAGUCUACCACUCGAUAAUAUUCCCCUUGGAGAAAAAGUCCACCGUGUGAUCCAAUUACAAUCCCUCAAUCCUCGAACAUGA